GUCGGGUCGGGUCGGGUCGUCGUGGUGCAGGUGCGUGGUCUCCGUUGUUUGUGGGAAGUGAGAAAUAAUGAUCUUUUGAAUACUGUGGCUCUGAAGUCUGUAAUUGGAUUAGAAACGGCCUGCGUGUCAAUCUCCGAAGUUUUAUGGCAGCAAAAAGUAUCAUCCAGUCUAAGCAGGCUGCAGAAGCCAUUGGUGGAAUCCUGACAGAGGUCGUAUGUACAAUAUUCAGUGAUCAUGUCUUUCUUUUGGUCACGCAGUAUGGCAAAAUGGGGACUUUGAUUUCUGUGACACCACAUAUUGUUGCAAAUGAGAUCGGCAAAUCCACUUUUAGUACAAAGAUCUUAAUGGGGAAAGAUGAGCCUUUGACCCAUGUGUAUGCAAAGCAUCUUGUAACAUUCGUGUGUGAAGAAUCUGGCAACAAACCAGUGCUACUUGCGCUGGCUCUGAAAGACCCAAACCUAGAGAGUAUUAAAUCCAUCAAACAGUUGAUUCAGAGUUGCCGACUUUGGUGAAAAUAUUUGCAAAAUGUCAUGGCUGAAACGGAUAAAAUAUUAGUAAAAGAACACUGACUUUAUUCCACCUUGGUAAGGACAUCAAAACAAAAUGUGUUUCACAAUUCAAAUAAGAUUUUUUUUAAAAGCAGAGGACAUAUGUUCCUAAUUGGAAAAGAGGAGCAGUCUUGAAUUCUUAUUUUUGAUAGUUUGGAGUUCAACAAUAGGUUAACAUUUGUUUUUCAUUGAGGAACACCACUUUUCAGAGGUAUCAACACUCUCCUGAAGUUAAUUAAAAAUAAUUAAUUCUUUGCUGUACCUGGGAGUGGAAGGUCCAAUGGAACUCUAAUAAUGGCCAGACCACUGGCUUUUCAUUCCACGCUCCGGUGUUCAAGAUGAAAAGAAGAGAAAUUGAUGAAAUGUAAAUCUCAAAUAUAUUGGAAUAAAAUGAUGGGUGUAAUGUCCACUGUCGGCUCAGUUACUGCCAGUUGUCUGGCAUUUCCAAUCUUUACUUUUAUCAGCUGAUGAACUAGGGCUUUCUGCUGCAUUUCAUUUCUUAUGUUCUGUAUUGACUUAGUAGAUGCCCAUCACAAGGCCGUGUUUGGGUGCUCCUGAUUUUAUAUUGUGAUUUAAGGAGAAGAUCAUAAGACCUAUUAACUCUUUUCGCCUUGCUCAGCUGUGGUGUUCUACGAUUUCAUGUGGUAUUGAUCCAGGCUCUUCAGCAGGAGUUGAAUGCACAGUCUAGGGCAGUGGUCCCCAACCAUCAGGCCGCGGACUGGUAACGGGCCGCAAAGAUGUGCUACCGGGCCACGAGGAAACAAUAUGAUUUGGUGAUAUAGAAUGAUAUGAGUCAGCUGCACCUUUCCUCAUUCCCUGUCAUGCACUGUUGAACUUGAAACCCCCCCCCCCCCAGUCAGCUGGUCCUCAAGAAUAUUGUCAAUAUUAAACCAAUCCGCGGUGCAAAGAAGGUUGGGGACCCCUGGUCUAGGGUCACACUGUGUUUUACUGAGGCAUUUUUUUUUAUCACUAUUACGUGUACUGACUUACAGUGAAAAGAUUGUCUUGCAUGCUCUUACAGAUCAAUUAACUUGAGGUACUACAAAGUAAAACAAUAAGAGAAUGCGUAAUGAAGUGUAAGAGGUACAGAGAAAGUGCAGUGCAGGUAGACAGUAAAGGUGCAAGGUAGAUUGUGAACUCAAGAGUGCAUCUAAUCAUAGAGAAUCAUUAAAUGGUAUGACAGUGGAAUUGAAGCUGUCCUUUAGCCUAGUGUUACCUGCUUUCAGAUCUUUGUUAUCUUCUGCCAGUGGGAGAGGGAAGAAGAGAGAAUGUUCAGGUUGGGCAUUGUCUGUGCUUAUGCUCGCUGCUUUACUGAGAUAGCAACAGGUUGAGACAGAGUAUAUGGAGAGGAGGCUUAUUUCCGUGAUCUACAGUUUCUUGCAGUCACAGGCAGAAUAGUUGCCAUACCAAGCCACGAUAAAUACAGAUAGGAUUUAUUUUACAGUACAUCAAUAAAAGUUGGUAAGGGACAAUGAGGACAUGCCAGAUUUCUUUAGCCUCCUGAGAAAGUAGAGAUAUUGAUGAGCUUUCUUGGUUGUGCAAUUGGACCAUGGCAGGCUCUUGAUGAUUUUCACUCCUGGGAAGUUGAAGGUCUCAACUCUCUUGACCUCAGUACCAUUGAUGCAGACAGAAGCAUAUGCAUCAUUUUAUGUAUCAGUUUGAUUGAAGGAAUGUGGUGCAUGCACAUGCGGGCAAUCAAUAGUGCAGUGAGCCUCCUAUGUGCAGGAGAUGCUCUCUUUUGGGCACAAGCUUUGAAGCACAAAUGUCUUUUCAUCUCAGGGUCAUGGGUCAUUGCUCUCAUAUUGUAAAUUGCCCACUGUGUACCAUUUCUAACAUAACUCAGUAAAAAUGUGUAACACUAUGUUGUAUUUCUUGAUCAGCCAAAUACAUAGUAUUUUAGCAACAGGUAUCAAAACAAGAAUGGCCACUCUACUCCAAGCACCAAAUCCAUUUUGGGCUGUAAAACCAAUUCCUGGCUGCACUGGAAGACAACCUUCCUGGACUACAUCAAACUCCCACCAAUUUUAACACCAGCAGCAAAGCUGGAGCAACCAGUGAAACUCAAGCUGAUCCACGCGGACUUGGGCAGAAUACUUCGAUGCUCUGCAGCUGCAGAAUGAAUCUGAGCUGAUGGAUGCAUUUGAGGCUUUGAACAACAUUUGGAGAAUGCAUGGCAAUGUCUUUAUGGCACACUUCAGGUUCUCACAGCUACGGCAGACUCCCGGUGAGAAUGUAGAUAAUUUCAUCACAAGACUGAUGUAAGUACAAAGAUACUCCUGAGCAAAUUUGAAGAAACGAUGAUUAUCCAAGUGUUGAUUGUUUGAGUCUAAGGUGGGAGAGCCUCCUGUCUGAAAAACACUAUUUGUCCUGGGAUUAAGACAGAAGAGGCCUUACACAGAUUCAGACCCCUCCCGAAAAUUUCAAUGUUUGCCAGCAGCUACUGACCCGCAGCCCACAAUUUACAUCACGUAAGCCUCCGCAGAGAUGCCACCACUGUGGGGAAAGUCAUGUCCAAUGGUUCAAUUGUAAGCUUCAGAAGACAGUCUACCAGUUCUGACAGGAGGUAGGCCACCUUGAAAAAGUGUACUUCAUUAAGCAAUGCACAAUGAGAAUAUGGCAGAAUUCAACCAUCAACUCCUUGCAAGGAGUCAGCCAGGGUAACGAAGUGGGUACUAUUUUCCAAACCCAUCACAGGGCCACCGAAACUAGCCUCUCUACUUGGUUACGUUCACACUGGACAACAAGCCCAAGAAAUUUGUGCUAGAUACAGGGUCAGUAAAUUAUCCUUAUGCCAGAUUCCAAAAUUACAACAGCUGAACUCGGUUUUCUGCAACUACACUGGAGAUAGAAUGACGGUACAUGGUGUCUUUACGGCAGAAGUGGUUCACCAGGGGACCGGUUUCAUUUACCUUCAUCAACCUUACUUGGGGGUUCCUGCAUUGAAUUCUCUAUUACAAAAGCACCAUUGGGUUUUCCAAGCUGAUGCUUCAGGUCAAUGCCAUGAUCUGGCAACCAAGUUCAAGUGUAAGGAGAACUGCCAGCUGACGUUUUACAAGGCCUACCCGGUGCCAUUGUGCAGAGGACCCAAGGGUAGAAGAACUUGACCAUCUACAGAGAGCAGAUCUACAGCCAGCUGAACAGGAGUGAAUUUGCGGCAAGCAAGAGACCAUGAAGCAAAAAUACGAUCUACACACCAGGCCGUGAAUGUUUGGUACAAGACACAAAGUUUACAUGCACUAUUCGCAGGAUGAAAUCUGGCUACCAGCUGUCGUCUGGGAUAGUCACAGACAAGCAGCAGAAUUUGAGCUGACAGAUGGACAAAUUGUUUGCAGUCUUUUGGAUCAUAUACAUCAGUGAACUGACAGGGACCCAGGGAAGCUACAGAGGUGGUACUCAGCUGUUGAAGCCAGCGUCCCAGCAGAUGAAUUAAUGUACGCUUCGCUGAGAGAAAAGGAGAUUCACAGUUCACUGCCCUUGAUAACAGAUAACCUGGAAGGCAGAGAAAAGGAGGCUGCCAACUGAGGUGGCCUAUAAGGGUGUGCCCUACAGUUGACUGCUACUAAAGCGGGGUAGUCAUUUCAUUUUUCUCAGUUUACCUCAUUUAUUCCCUUCCUCUGCAGUUCCCGUCUAUAGAGGGAAGAGGUGUGCCUAAUCAAAUCAAUUGUGAGAAUGCAGUGAGCGUGCGUGUAGCUGAACUGUCACAUGGUGAAUCAAUUGAGCCUCUGCACGGGAAGCACUCUCUUUUGGGUGUGGGCUUUUGAGUGAGUACGUCCUUUUGUUUUAGGGGCACAGUUCAUUGCUCCCAUACUAUAAGUUAUCCAGCAUGUACUAUUACUAACAUGACUCAAAAGAAUGUUUAAUUAUACUACUGCUGUAAUUCUUGCUCCAUGCAAUACAUAGCACACUGCCUUCCUGGUCAAUAACCAGCUGUUUUAUUUUGCUGGCAUUAAGGGAAGAUUGUUGUCGUGAAAACAUGUUACUAACCCUACUAUCUCCUUCCUGUACUGCGACUUAUCACUAUUUGAGAUACUUGUAAAUGGAGUUAGAGUGGAAUCUGGCCACGUACUCAAGUGUAUAGGAAGUAGAAUAGGGGGCUGGGGACACGGCCUUGUGGGGCACUAGUGUUGUGACAGAGGUGUUGAGAAUUCCAGUUGCAGAAAGAGAUGUUGACUCCCAGUAUUGGAGUUUGGUGAUGAGUUUGCUUGGAAUUAUAGUAUAUUUGGUCAAGAUGGCGUCACCGUAUGACCCUCCCUCGGUCGACAUCUUCCAGGUAGCUCACAAAAAUACCUUUUUUACCUCUUUUACAUCUGUUUUUCACCUCUGGGACUGUUAAAACCUGUAAUUUUACAGUUUGGAGAUCAUUCGCGUGUCCAGCACUUUGCUGUCUCCGAGAAGAUUCUGGGAAAGAAAUGCAUACUCAGACGGUCUCGAUGCAAAGAGGCUUUGAGAUGGGGUGCAAGCUGAUGUUUGACUCUAUUUCGCUGGUUAAAGCAUCAGUUAAUUGCUGAUUAAAGCAUCGAGGAAGAUUGAGACAUCAAGGUGAAUGCGGAAGGAGAGCAAAGAAUUCAGCGCUGACUGCCUUCCUUUUGAUCACUGCCAGAGAAGGAAUCUGUAAGCGGUUUAUCGCUGUGUGACUCUCUCUGGCAGGCGGGUAGGCAUUUCUGCCUAGUGGGGCGUUCCUCUCUUUCAAUCAAUGUCAAUGACAUCAGUGGAUGGUAUCGUGGUUCUGCAUUUAUGGAUUGGACUAUAGACUUUUCCAGAUUUAUGGGUUUUAUAUUCUGUCAUUUUUGUCACCUGGCCUUUUCCAUUUUGUGUGAGGGGAGGGUGUUUGUGGGUUGAUGUUCUGUUGUGUUCUGUUUCUUAGGCAGGUAGGUGUUUUUUGGAGGGGUCAGAGUUACUGUGCCUUUUUGUGUGGGAGGAGCUGGAUUGAUGAUUGGGAUGCCAUUUUUUGUGCAUGGAGGGUGGGUAUGAUGUCUCUCUCUGAAUGACUUUCAUGUUCUUUCAUUGUUUCGUGGCUAUUUGGCUGAACAUGGAUACAUGGUUUCAUAAUAAAUGCACCUUUAAACCUUCUUCGAACCUUUGAUCUCAUGGCUCCACCCUCAGUUCUUCACCUUUUACACAAUUGUCAGAAUGACAGGAUCGCAAAAUUUUGUGUUACCUUGUUAAUGCUGUUUGUUAGUCCCUCCAUAUUAGCUAAAAUGCACAUACAAUUUGCUGUGAUGUAAGCACACAGUUUGAUGCAGUUGUAUCUAUGGUUGCUGCUGAUAAUAAAACUGAUUUCAAGGAAGAUUCUUUUUCCAAAGGCAGAAGGAAAUGUUUCUUUAUAUUAAUUGUAAAC
Messenger RNA from Mobula hypostoma (lesser devil ray), 5886 nucleotides. It is a transcript of the gene psmg3, whose product is annotated as proteasome (prosome, macropain) assembly chaperone 3. Gene Ontology annotation, biological process: proteasome assembly. Lineage: Eukaryota; Metazoa; Chordata; Chondrichthyes; Myliobatiformes; Myliobatidae. The record is from RefSeq and is a predicted model, not a curated record. The coding region runs from base 144 to 512 and encodes 122 amino acids. The transcript is spliced from 3 exons.